GCACGUUGGCGGGUGGUAUGGAGCCCGGAGUGCACGCGGGAGGCGCAAGACUACCCGUUGCGGAAGCUGUAUUACUAGGGAUUGCGGUUCCAGAAGGCGCGUUGGCGGGAGGCGCUACACUACCCAUUGCGGUUCCAGGAGCCGUGCUAGCGGGAGGCGUAUUGACUAAAGUUGCACUGUCUGAAGACAUGCUGCCGGAAGCUGAUUUGCUGGGAGACGCACUGCUAGUGGAAGCGUUGCCAGGAGUAGAUGGGAGUUGGGGACAUAUCUACAAUGGAAAGAAAGGCGCAAUGGCUUGAGGAAUGAUUUAAGGACAAGAUAGCGGAAAGAUCGGAGGUUUGAUGCCCAAUAUUUAUAUUUUGUGAGCUUCGGGAUGGCCUGAAUCACAGAUCGGUGAGCCGAACGUGAGUUUGUUAAGUUUGGCAAGUUGAUUGAAGGUGAUCUCGGGAGGCUGGAGAUGUCCCAAUUGGAUGAUAAGUCUGGUGUGAUUGCAAAAUGGUCAGCACAUUGGAUAGCAAAGCAUACACACUGGUUGGGUACAUUUAGAUAGGUGGCAAAGCAGGA
Molecule: messenger RNA, 564 nt
Organism: Pseudomassariella vexata
Lineage: Eukaryota; Fungi; Ascomycota; Sordariomycetes; Amphisphaeriales; Pseudomassariaceae
Exons: 1
Coding region: 18-299 (93 amino acids)
Source: RefSeq, a predicted model, not a curated record